Penicillium verhagenii is the source of this 969-nucleotide messenger RNA. RefSeq lists its product as uncharacterized. The coding region runs from base 1 to 969 and encodes 322 amino acids. NCBI's taxonomy places the organism in Eukaryota, Fungi, Ascomycota, Eurotiomycetes, Eurotiales, Aspergillaceae. Gene Ontology annotation, cellular component: synaptonemal complex. The transcript is spliced from 5 exons. Gene Ontology annotation, biological process: reciprocal meiotic recombination. Gene Ontology annotation, molecular function: ubiquitin protein ligase activity. The record is from RefSeq and is a predicted model, not a curated record.
AUGGAUUUCCACCUACGAUGCAAUUCUCUCAAAUGUCGUGAACAAUUAAAAGAGAGAGCAGUGGUCACAACUUGCUCACACAUAUUCUGUGUAGGAUGCGCCGAUGGACUUGGACUUUCACACCCCACAGCAGAUGACCGUCGCUGCCCUGCUUGUUCAACGGUCCUUUCUAACCCCGAUGACGCUGUUUCUACAAUUCUGAACCCUACUGAAGACUACAAGACCAGUGUGUUAAGUGGCUUGGACCCCAAUACUGUCAUGGAGUGUGCUGGCCGUGCGCUGGGAUUCUGGGCAUAUCAAAGCACACAAGAGAUAUUUUAUCAAGAAUUCCUAGGGAAGAGCCUCACCGAAAAGUAUACAAGUCUCAAUAUGCAGAUGGAUAAGAUCGUUCUCAACGCCAACUCUGAGAUCUCAAAUCUCCACAGCAAGAUUUCAGAUCUACAAGGUGCCCAAGAACAACUUCAAAAGAAAAACCAAGAGCUCGUCGAUCUCUACCGAGAAAAGUCAACGAAGUUGACACAGAUGACGAAUCUGUACAAUAUUCUCAAAUCACGCGCCAUGCGAUCUCGUAUGGAGACUGCAGCUUCGGAGACGGUAUCUCAUACUCUAAAUACUGCCUCGCGGAAUGGCCCAGGGCCACCACUCCCCCGGUCUGGGCCAUCUCGAAUUCCCACUUACACCACAUCAAACCCUCCAAAGACACCUUCAUAUCCUAUUAGCCCUGGAGGAAUUGAGCAGUUGCACCGAUACCAGCGAAGUGGUACUGGAAGCUCCAGACGAGUUGGCACGAAGUCAUCAAAGUCCGCGGGGUUGCCCCCUCCAGGUCGGCCUACAUUGAACUUGCAAAAUCUCCAGAAUACGACAACUAAUCCGCAGCACCGUACCCGCCUCCCACAGAACAAUCGGCCGCCGACGGCUUUUUCUCAGCUACCAUCCGCUGAUGCUAUCAUGGCCAGAUUUGGGAGUUAA